GUCAGGCCAGCUGGCUCUCGGCCCGCUCUGCACCCACGCGAAGUUCGGGUGGGGAGGGGUAGGGGUGGUUCCGCUCCGCCCCGCCCCGUGCCCGCCCCUCCCCGCUAGGGGCGGAGCCUGCGCCUGCGCGCUCAGCGGCGGGCGUGUAACCUACGGGUGGGCGCCCCACGCCCGCCAGAUUCGCGCAGUCUCUGAGAUACACGCCGCGCAUCUCCAGGGCCUGAGCCGGGUCUGUUCUUCACGCAGGUGUCCCGCGCGUCCCAUUCAGCCAUGAAGUCCGGCAUCCGUGUAGCGCUGGUGACUGGAGGCAACAAGGGCAUCGGCUUGGCCAUCGUGCGCGACUUGUGCCGGCUGUUCUCGGGGGAAGUGGUGCUCACGGCGCGGGACGUGGCGCGGGGCCAGGCAGCCGUGCAGCAGCUGCAGGCGGAGGGCCUGAGCCCGCGUUUCCACCAGCUGGACAUCGACGACCCGCAGAGCAUCCGCACCCUGCGCGACUUCCUGCUCAAGGAGUACGGGGGCCUGGACGUGCUGGUCAACAACGCGGGCAUCGCCUUCAAGGUUGCUGAUCCCACACCCUUUCAUAUUCAAGCGGAAGUGACGAUGAAAACAAACUUCUUUGGUACCCGAGAUGUGUGCACAGAAUUACUCCCUCUAAUAAAACCCCAAGGGAGAGUGGUGAACAUAUCUAGCAUGAUGAGUCUCAGAGCCCUUAAAAGCUGCAGCCCAGAGCUGCAGCAGAAGUUCCGCAGUGAGACCAUCACCGAGGAGGAGCUGGUGGGGCUCAUGAACAAGUUUGUGGAGGAUACCAAGAAGGGAGUGCACCAGAAGGAGGGCUGGCCCAGCAGCGCAUACGGAGUGACGAAGAUUGGCGUCACCGUUCUCUCCAGGAUCCACGCCAGGAAACUGAGUGAGCAGAGGAAAGGGGACAAGAUCCUCCUGAAUGCCUGCUGCCCAGGGUGGGUGAGAACCGACAUGGCGGGACCCAAUGCCACCAAGAGCCCAGAAGAAGGAGCAGAGACCCCUGUGUACUUGGCCCUUUUGCCCCCGGAUGCUGAGGGUCCCCAUGGACAAUUUGUUAUGGAGAAGAGAGUUGAACAGUGGUGAGCUGGGCUCACAGCUCCAUCCAUGGGCCCCAUUUUCUACCCUGUCCUGAGUUGGUCUAAAGGGCACUUACAAAGUCAUAAAUAUCCUUAUAUAAGAAAAAAAAAAAAUCUCUUAUCAAUUAGUACUCACUAAUAUACUACUAAUUGAGCAGCCUACACACUCAGUUCACUACCUAAAUCUGUCAGGUCUUUUGUGGUUUCCUCUGAUGCAGGGAGAGGAAAAAUUGUAAUUGAUGAAAAUAAUGAAUGAAAAUCAACAGAUGAAUAAAUGGUUCUUUAUAAGUGUC
Molecule: messenger RNA, 1390 nt
Organism: Chlorocebus sabaeus (green monkey)
Lineage: Eukaryota; Metazoa; Chordata; Mammalia; Primates; Cercopithecidae
Product: carbonyl reductase [NADPH] 1
Molecular function (GO): carbonyl reductase (NADPH) activity
Source: RefSeq, a predicted model, not a curated record